Molecule: messenger RNA, 3627 nt
Organism: Sus scrofa (pig)
Lineage: Eukaryota; Metazoa; Chordata; Mammalia; Artiodactyla; Suidae
Product: CEA cell adhesion molecule 1
Biological process (GO): regulation of immune system process; signal transduction
Cellular component (GO): plasma membrane; cell surface
Molecular function (GO): protein tyrosine kinase binding
Source: RefSeq, a predicted model, not a curated record
UGCUCCUGCCCCAGGAGGAGGCCCAGCACAGAGGGAGGAAGGACAGCAGAGCUCACACAUCAGACAGCAGUGCUUGUGGGCCUUUCUGGAGCAGAAACUCUUCUCUGACAGGGAGGGACACAGCAGGCAGCAGGCACCAUGGAGCCCCCCUCAGCCCCUGCCCACAGAGGGCAUGUCCCCUGGCACAGGCUCCUGCUGGCAGUCUCACUCCUAAGCUUCUGGAACUUGCCCGCCACUGCCCAGAUCACUAUUGAAUCAGUGCCCUUCAAUGUCGCAGAAGGAAGCGAUGUUCUUCUACUUGCCCACAAUGCGACAGAGGAUACUCUAGGCUACAGCUGGUACAGAGGAGAAAGAGUAGAGAACAACCAACUAAUUGUAACAUACAGAAUAGACACUCAAGCAUAUACCCAAGGACCUACAUUCAGUGGUCGAGAGAGAAUCUACCCCAAUGGAUCCCUGCUGUUCCAGAAUGCCACCCAGAAUGACACAGGAUACUACACUCUGAUGGUUACAAAGAAUGAUUUACAGAGAGAAAUUGUAACUGGACUACUCCGUGUAUACCCGGUGUUACCCAGGCCCAUCAUCACCAGCAACAACCCCAACCCCGUGGAGCACGAGGACACUGUGGUGUUAACAUGUGAACCUGAGACUCAGCACACAACCUACAGGUGGUGGAUCAACAACCAGAGCCUCUCCAACAGCACCAGGCUGCAACUGUCUGAGGACAACAGGACACUCACUUUAUUCAACGUCACCAGAAAUGACACAGGACCCUAUGAGUGUGAAACCCAGAACCCAGUGAGUGCCACCCGCAGUGACCCAUUCACCCUGAAUGUUAUCCACCCAGUGGCAAAGCCCAUCGUCGAAGCCAACAGCACCACCGUCACAGAACACGAGGACACUGUGGUCCUGAAAUGCCUCACAAAUGACACCGGGGUCUCCUUACGCUGGCUCUUCAAUGGCCAGAGCCUACUGCUCGCAGAGAGGAUAAAACUGUCCCAGGACAAUGGCACCCUCACCAUAGAGCCCGUCAGGAGGGAGGAUGCUGGGAAUUAUCAGUGCGAGGCCUCCAACCUGGGCAAUUCCAACAAAAGUGACCCCCUCAGGCUGGAUGUGAAAUUUGAUUCAGCACCAGGAAGUUCUUCUGGCCUCUCAGGUGGUGCUAUUGCUGGCAUCGUGAUCGGAGUCCUGGCUGGGGUAGCUCUGAUAGCAGGCCUGGUGUAUUUCCUGUUUAUCAGAAAAAUUGGAGGGUGCAAGGACCCUGUGCUGGGAAUAGCAGUCACAGUGUCUGAUAUUUAUUUAGGGCAAGUGACCAGCGCCAACUCACAGAGAACAAAUCCUCAGACUUCAACCACAUUCAGGACCACUCUGACAAACUGUCCAAGAAGAUUGAUGAAGUUACAUACUCUUCCCUGAACUUCAAUGCCCAGGAAUCAAAGAAACCUACUUCAGCACUUCCAUCUCCAUCAGCCACAGAAACAGUUUAUUCAGAAGUGAAAAAGAAGUAAUGCAACCAGUCCUGCUCGCUGCACUGCUGACUUAUUCCAAGCUUCUCAGCCCCAUCCCCAGGAGACCCCUUUCCCCUCAGGGAAAAUGGGAAGAGGGUCUUUCCCCCUCUUCAUUCCCCAGUGAGGCUCGUCCAGGCUGGCCUGGUCACAGCCUCCUCCUUCGGUGUCAGUAGAUGAAAAGGCACAUGUAGGAGGAGGUCUGCAGGAAACCCAACCGUCCUUGUCAGUGACAUGUGGCUAAGCAGACCUUGGGAGAGAGGUGCCAGGGCCUCUGCCCCUCCCCAUUUCCUGAUCUAAACUGGUUUUAAACUUGCCUGUUCAGAACACACUCAUUCCUUCCCACCUCAGCCCUGUCCUACUGGAGUCUAACUUGAAUGUGACAUAACUUUGAGUUAUGUCCUUAACCACUGAAGAGCAUGUGCCAGAAAAGAAGAGAGAGAAAAGGAAAAAGAAAAGAAUUUCCUAGCUCUCUAAAGCGUGGUGUGAACCCACCAUUCAUGGGAAAAUACAUAUAUAAGCAAUUCUGAACUGGGAAAUUCUACACCUUUUUUCAUUGUCAGGGUUGUCUCUCUGGAGGACCAGGGCCUAAACACCUUGCUGCUUAUUUAGAAUACCACCUAUGUCCUUUGGAAAACCUGUCUUCAGAGAACCUACUAGAAGCAACAGAAAACAACCUCUCAAAGUUCACAAGUGAUUCCUAAUGGAAACUUCAAAAAUGCAUAUACUCUUUUUUUCAUUUUUUUUAUUACUCAAAUGAAUUUAUCACAUAUGUAAAAAAAUGCAUAUACUCUUUUAAUAACUUUAAAGUAUGGGGUUUAUCCAAGAAAAUACUCAUAGAGGCAGUCUACUCUUUUUUUUUUUUUCUUUGUUUUUUCAGUGCCACACCUGUGGCAUAUGGAGGUUCCCAGGUUAGGGGUCAAAUUGGAGCUGUAGCUGCUGGUUUACACCACAGCCAAAGAAAUGCCAGAUCCGAGCUGCGUCUGUGACCUACACCAGAGCUCAUGGCAACACCAAAUCAUUAACCUCCUGAGCAAGGCCAGGGAUCAAACCUGCAUUCUCAUGGAUACUAGUUGGAUUCAUUUCCACUGAGCCAUGAUGGGGACUCUGUAGUCAGCUCUUAACAGAGACAAUCUGCUGGGAUUUUGGAAAGGAAUCUGAAUGCUACCCUUCAGAGAUUACUUAAAUAACUGUAAUAACGAUUAAAAAAGGCACAAUUUGGGUAUUGGGUUUUUUCCCUUCUUCUGAGACAUUCUGCUAUUUUACUUUUUGUAGCUGCUUGUUUAUGUGAAAGGGGUUAUGUUUACUUAGUUACCUGUGUCAGCCAAUCUGACUGCCUUAGGGAAAGAAGCCCCUCAAACCCUCCAAGUCCCUCUGGCCAGGAGCCCCUCAAGCCUUUUACGUCAGGGGCUCCACUCAGAAAAUAGGAAGCAGCUGUUCUCUACAUUCCUGGCCAGAAAUGGAUCUCACUCAGUUUCUAGGCAUCAGACCAAUCAUCAGCACCACCAUGAUCCAUGUCCCUGCCUGUGCAUUUCCAUCCGUCUAACCCACUCACCUUCUCAGGAAACCUUGGCCUCUGCUAAGCUGUGUUUGGUUCUUGAGAAGUGGGGGCACCCUGAAGGAAACUACCACUCAUGCUGUUGGUGCUGUUUGCAACCUAGAAAGCUGCACUGGUGCUGAUGCUCCUUAGGACCCAAGGGGAGGGAUGUAACUCAGCCCUAGACUUCUUGAAUAACCUCUGCAAUCUGUUUUCUGCCCUGGCGCCUAUGAGACCCAGUAUGUCAGCAGAAAAGGAAGGGAGGGAGAAAAAGAGGCAUGUCCUCCUGCCGCCCAACCUUCUGCACAGAUGGAAGCGCCUCAGGGCUGUUGAGAGAAAGGUUUUAUUCCAUAUCCAUGACCUGACCUCAUGCUGUGUGGAACUGACCCCCUCAAAGAGGGCUGGAUGGCAGGUCUCUGUACUCAGGUACCUCUUUCAGGGUUUUCUAACCCUGACACAGACUGUAAGCACCUUCUCUCAUCCACGCUGUUCUGUGUAAUUUAGCUUUGCCUGGCUAAGUCUGCUUCUGAAUUAUUUGUAAAAUUUGCUCUAUAUUUAUAAUAAAAAUUAUAUAUCAGACAUCAA